AUGAAGUUGUCAACUAUCAGCGGUGUGUCGGUUCCGGUACUUGUAUUCAUCAUCUUCAUAAGUAGUGCCGCCACUAGAGACUUGGUGGUGGUGGCAGCAGGCCGAAUACCGGCGGCUGCUAAGGCAGAUGCGUCGUCAUGCAGUCCGAUGGAGUUGAGUCCAUGUUUAGAUCCAAUCCAGUUCGGUUCGAAGCCGUCGAGCAUCUGCUGCCAGAAGCUCAAGGAGCAGGUUCCAUGUCUCUGUGGAUACUCAUACAUCAAGAAUCCAGCUUUUAAGCCAUAUGUCACCGGACCCAAUGCCCAAAAACUCUCUUCCAACUGCGGCGUUCCUUUCCCUCGUUGUUAA
Molecule: messenger RNA, 345 nt
Organism: Argentina anserina (silverweed cinquefoil)
Lineage: Eukaryota; Viridiplantae; Streptophyta; Magnoliopsida; Rosales; Rosaceae
Product: non-specific lipid-transfer protein 2-like
Biological process (GO): lipid transport
Source: RefSeq, a predicted model, not a curated record